AUGAAUAGUGGUAAAGCUCGGGUCCCAAAGUGUGCGAGAUGUCGAAAUCACGGUCUUAUUUCAAGUCUUCGAGGCCACAAAAAGGCUUGCGCUUAUCGAGACUGUCAGUGUCCGAAGUGCGGCUUAAUAAAGGAACGACAAAGGAUUAUGGCUGCUCAGGUCGCCCUAAAAAGACAGCAGGCUGCAGAAGAUAAAAUUGCUCUACAUUUAGCUUCAGUGGAAAGUGGCACGGCAAUGGAGACAUUGCCUCCAGGCCGCAUAUAUGGUAUGCGAGUCACCGGCCCAUGUCCAAGCCCUGGCCCGGAGCCAGAUUCUGCUGUGGAUGAUCAAACUCCGAUUCACAUCGACAGUGAGACAAGUGAUUCACUACCAGAUUGCUGCAGCGUAACUCCGGACUCCGUCGGAAAUGUCAAUAUUGGAUUACGAUCAUGCGCAGCAGUUGACGAAAGCACAAGUAACGUAAGCUCGGCUGGACUAGAAAUGUUGCGGAAGCUUUUUCCAGGGAAGAAGCGUUCUGUAUUAGAAUUGGUGCUUCGCCGUUGCAAUCACGAUCUUUUAAGAGCUGUAGAACAUUGUAAUGCCAUACAUGCUCAACGUGAUAAAUCAAUGCCUAGUGUGAGCUCUACUUCAACUAUUAGAUUCGAGACGGUAUCUAGUUCUGAAGAAGUUGAAUCUAGAUGGUCUGCAUUCCGACCAGUUGGCCCUCGAGCACCAUUGCUACCAACAUUAGUGAUGGGCCGAGUUUGUGGAUCAGAGUGGUUGGUACCACUGCCCGCACUACCAGCAUUAUCUGCUCCCUUAUUAUUACCGCUGCCACAUCCACCGCCUACAUCUUGUGCCCCAGAUUGUAGACAAUGUAAUAGCCACCAU
Messenger RNA from Brenthis ino (lesser marbled fritillary), 870 nucleotides. The record is from the annotation of a GenBank genome assembly. NCBI's taxonomy places the organism in Eukaryota, Metazoa, Arthropoda, Insecta, Lepidoptera, Nymphalidae.